GCGGUGGUGGCGGCGGCGGCGGCGGCCUCCCGGCCUUUGGGCCUGCCCCGCGGCCGGAGCCGGUUAGCGAGCGGUGCCGGCGCCUCGCCCUCCCGAGGGCCCCUCCCCCGCUCCAGCCGUGGCUCCGUCAGACCGGCGGGACGGGAGUUAGUCUCCGCCGGCAGACUAAUUGCUGAUUGGACUUCAUGAACAUAAACUCCUGAGCCUGCUGAACUUCCCAGCCCCUCUGCUUUCCACCAUGGACCAGGAUUAUGAGAGACGUCUCCUACGCCAAAUCAACAUCCAGAAUGAAAACACAAUGCCCUGUACCCCUGCUGUGAUCAACAAUUGUUGGUGUGUGUCUUAUUCUUCAAUUCAGGUGGCAGAGAUGAGAAGAACCCUGACGCCUUCCAAUUCUCCGAUGUCUUCUCCCAGUAAGCAUGGUGACAGAUUCAUUCCCUCGAGAGCUGGGGCCAACUGGAGCAUCAACUUCCACAGAAUAAAUGAAAACGAAAAAUCUCCAAGUCAAAACAGAAAAGCAAAGGAUGCUACAUCGGACAAUGGCAAAGAUGGUCUUGCUUACUCUGCCUUGCUGAAGAAUGAACUCUUAGGAGCAGGGAUUGAGAAGGUGCAAGACCCACAGACAGAAGACAGGAGGCUUCAGCCGUCCACCCCGGAGAAGAAGUCUCUUUUCACUUAUUCGCUCAGCACAAAACGCUCUAGUCCAGAUGAUGGCAAUGAGGUCUCACCGUAUUCCCUGUCUCCUGUCAGCAACAAAAGUCAGAAGCUGCUAAGAUCACCUCGAAAACCAACUCGGAAAAUCUCAAAGAUUCCUUUCAAAGUGCUGGAUGCCCCAGAGUUGCAGGACGACUUCUACCUGAACCUGGUGGACUGGUCCUCUCUUAACGUCCUCAGCGUUGGCCUUGGGACUUGUGUUUACCUAUGGAGUGCUUGUACUAGCCAGGUAACCCGACUGUGUGAUCUCUCUGUGGAAGGAGAUUCUGUAACAUCUGUGGGCUGGUCAGAACGGGGGAACUUGGUAGCUGUUGGCACUCACAAGGGCUUUGUACAGAUCUGGGAUGCAGCUGCAGGAAAAAAGCUCUCCAUGCUAGAGGGGCACACAGCCAGAGUUGGUGCCUUGGCAUGGAACGCAGACCAGCUCUCUUCUGGGAGUCGAGACAGGAUGAUCCUUCAGAGGGACAUCCGCACCCCACCCCUCCAGUCUGAGCGGCGGCUCCAGGGCCACAGGCAGGAGGUCUGUGGGCUCAAAUGGUCUACAGACCACCAGCUCCUGGCCUCUGGAGGAAAUGAUAAUAAGCUCCUUGUCUGGAAUCACUCCAGCCUGAGUCCUGUCCAACAAUACACAGAGCAUCUUGCAGCAGUAAAAGCUAUUGCCUGGUCUCCACACCAGCACGGACUCCUUGCCUCUGGCGGUGGGACAGCUGACCGCUGCAUACGCUUCUGGAACACGCUCACCGGGCAGCCUUUGCAGUGCAUCGACACUGGGUCGCAAGUGUGCAACCUGGCCUGGUCGAAACACGCCAACGAGCUAGUGAGUACCCAUGGAUACUCACAGAACCAGAUCCUCGUCUGGAAAUACCCCUCGUUAACUCAAGUAGCAAAGCUAACAGGGCACUCGUACCGAGUCUUAUAUCUGGCGAUGUCCCCUGAUGGGGAGGCCAUAGUUACAGGAGCUGGAGACGAAACCUUGCGCUUCUGGAACGUCUUCAGUAAAACUCGCUCGACAAAGGAGUCUGUAUCCGUUCUCAACCUCUUUACCAGGAUACGAUAAACCCCAUAAACUGUGACCCAGGAGACUACAGCCUGACAUACCAGGAUAAAACCACUACCUUGGUGUGCAUGGAACCCCAAACGAUCAGCCAGAAGGGGAGGGAGUGCCAGUGGGACUGGAGGACGGACCCAACAGAUGCUAAUUAAAUACGUGCUUGUGAACCACGCUGGGCAGCAUUUGGGAUGGGGUUGGGGAGGGGAGGGAACUGCCAAAGGUUUACGGAUUCAUCCUUCAUAAAGGGAAACGGGUACAAAAGAAAUGUUAAACCAGCAUCCUCCCACCCUCGUGUUGUAUACUGGAGAAAACAUGUAUGACAUGGAUUGUUGAGACCGGACCAAGGCCAUCCCAGCUGCUGUGUUGUCCCCUCUUGGGAGAGAUGAGAGUAUCUUUGCCUCUGUGGGAACAGGUUUAACAUGCUGCUCUGGGUCCCCCUGUUCUUGGAUGGACAUCUUUGGAGGUAGGAGCCAGCCAGACUAGUUCAAUACAACUGGUGCAAGGUGGCUAGGCUCCAGGCUGGGCGUUAGCCUCUCUGAUUAUCUAAGGGCAUUUUUUGUAGCCUGGUAUCCCCAUUACAUGAAGAAACUGGAGAACUGCUUAUUUUCCUUUUUUUGUUUGUUUGUUUGAUUGGUUGGUUUUUUUCCCCAAUAGGUACUGUAGUACUUGAUACAAUCAUUCCUGUAAGACAGCUUGAUUUUUGGCACGCUUGACAGCUGCCUUCAAACAAAUACAUUUUUGGGCUCUAAACUUUGGAGGAGACUUGAAGAGGCUCCACCUCAGAGGGAGCACAUUCAGAAAGUUCUGAAAUUGCUAUUGCAUGUUCUGGGCUGAUCCUUUUAGUUAACAGAAAGGAAAAACAAUGGCUUUAAAAAAGAAAAAUACCAACCAACAACCACCGUGCAUGUGGAGCUUCCCACAGUGCCAUUUGUGGCAGGCUGGUUGCUGUGGAGUCUUCCUGAGGACAAAAGCAGUUGAGAUGCGUUUGAGAAACAAAACAACUCAUGUGGAUCUGUUUUUUGGAGAGAGCAUGGCCUCUUCUGGCUGGAAGGGGGGAAACACCACGUCUGGGCGAGAGGGGGGGUUCUUUCUCUAAAGCAAGGAAGAAGUGUUGCUGUUUUUUAUCUCCAAGUCAAAGCCAGGGACCUGUUGUUGUUGGGUUUUUGUUUUUGUUUUUGGUUUGGUUUUUUUUUUAAGUUGUCUGGGAAGAGAGUGCCUGCUUGUGUGUUUGGAGCCUGUGUGAUGAGUGCCGUGGGAUGUGACGCAAAGCACUUGUGUGUAUGUGUUGCUUUUAAUUUAAAGAGAAGCUGUUACGCUCGCAGCAGCCUGUUCCUGUCUUACUUUGUACAUGUGCCAAUGCUCUCCCUGCCGUGUGCCUGGCUCCUGCCUGCCUCCUGCCCUCUCUCUAGUGCACUGGGAUGUGAGUGCUGUUUCCUGUUCGCCUUUGGAUUUUCCUGGCUGUGUAUAUAGACCUUGACCUGUUCUCUGUAGAGUGCAUAGGCAAUACUUUUGUCUUUUUUUUUUUUUCCCCCCUUUUUUUUUUUUUCCUUCUUUCCCUGAAACCAGACUGUACGGGUGGUGGUGGGAAUAUGAUUGUCUCUCCCCAGUGCCACUGGUAUCCUUAGGGCGAGCUUCUGAGGUGUAGGAAGGCUGGUGCGGAGAGAGGCAGUGAGGUGCCAUUCUGUUCACCACAGCCUUGACCGCGUGUGCCGUUACACCAGUGCCUGGAUCAGGCUCUGGGUGCUACCUCUGCGUGUCGCAGGUACUUGGAGGCACUCGUGAGGAGCUCGUGUGCCGGGAACUUGCCGCUCCUUAGCAGGCUGGCAGCACUGAGCCUCCAAAGCCCAAACUGGCAGCUACAUAGUCAUCUUACAGCCUCGCUUGCCUCCAAAAUGUAAUUUCAAUGUAAUUUCUGAAAUGUGGUUUCAACACAACUACUUUAUUGUAGUUCAUGCUGCAGGAGCAUGGGGAUUGGUUUAAAAAUCAUCUGAUGGCCUCCUAGCCCUCUCUUCUUGCUUGUUACAUUCACUGGCACAGUUAAACUUCAUUAUGUGGAAGGAGCACCGCAAAGCACUGAGGAGUUGUUAAAAUUCAGUCAGAUCAUUAAGUUGGCAAGCAGGUUUGAAGUGAAAGGCCACCCGCAGCAAGAUGUGGUCUGUCACAGGUGUCUGUCCUGUCGGGCAGCAGAGCCUUGGGACGGGGGUAUUUACACCAGGGCUGGAGGUGGUUGGCAGCUGCUGCUGUGGACUUUCUUGUCUGUUGUGGAUUGUCUGCUGCCUAAAUCCCAACAUGCAGACCGCCACGAGAUGCUGCUUUCUCCUCCAGGAAGAAAUAGAUGGUUGCAGGGGGGGGGGGCACACACGAGGUCUCAGCCAUGGGGUGGUUUCACACUGGUUUGUGCCCAUUCUGGAGCAGGAGGAGGAGGAGGGAGCCGGGCACCCCAGCCGCGGCGUGGAGCAGUAUGGGGUGAGCAUGGCAGCUGCCCCGGCACUCCUGCAGGGAUGGUGGAUGGAGGGGUGGCCUUGCCUCUCUCCCUGCGACAUGGGUGCUUUCCCCAGAGGAGUCCCAGGAGCUGCUGGGGCAGUGGGCAGCGCUGUCUGGGCACGCGUGGCCUGUGCUGCAUCCGCAGCUCGGAGCUCCCUGCUCUGCCAGCAUCCAGCUGCACCCCCGGGUGCUGGGCGGGGGGAACACGGCCCCUCGUUGCUCUGUCCCUGCAUCGCACUCCUCUCUUGCCAGGGACUUUCACAAACCACAUCUCCCACUUUUCUCACUUUGGAGCUGCUUUGGGAGCAGGUUGGCUCAUUGUGACUUCUCCCAUCAUGCUUGUCAGGGAGGGCUAGUGAUUUCCAAGCCAUGGCUGAUCUGCGGCUGAGCAAAUUGGCUAACGAGCAUGGCGAGAACGAGCUGUUCAGAUUGACUGAGCUGUUCAGGCAUGGCACAAACUCCUUCCUCCACCCCGCUCGCAGCUGCCAAGGCAGGAGUGGAGUUCCCAGAAGUGCUCUCUGCAGGUCUUCCACUGCAAGGGUGUGUGUUGGUGGCUGGGUGUGUGUGUCUUGGCUCAUGCCGGCGAGCGGUGUGAUUGCUGUCGGCUGGCUGGAGUGUGCUGCGGUGUGUUAAAUGGGGAAAAGAGCAAAGCUAAUGUAAGCUUCUGUUUUCAGUGUGUGACCUGCAAGUGCUGAACCGUGCGGGUGCGUUGAGCAAAGGGUCCUCCCAGAGUUUGUGUGAUAAAGUCUGCGACCUUGUGGCAUUGUUAUAUAUAAGGCAUCAUAUGGUGGGAAAAAAAAAAAAUAGAGCGUUGUAACUUUUCCAUGUAAAGCAAUCUAACUGGCAUUAAACAAGUUGUGAAUUUA
Aquila chrysaetos chrysaetos is the source of this 5115-nucleotide messenger RNA. RefSeq names its product fizzy and cell division cycle 20 related 1 (gene FZR1). Gene Ontology annotation, molecular function: ubiquitin ligase activator activity; anaphase-promoting complex binding; protein binding. The transcript has 14 exons. Gene Ontology annotation, biological process: anaphase-promoting complex-dependent catabolic process; positive regulation of ubiquitin protein ligase activity; positive regulation of anaphase-promoting complex-dependent catabolic process. Lineage: Eukaryota; Metazoa; Chordata; Aves; Accipitriformes; Accipitridae. The record is from RefSeq and is a predicted model, not a curated record. Gene Ontology annotation, cellular component: anaphase-promoting complex. Bases 239 to 1771 code for a protein of 510 amino acids.